This is a messenger RNA of Anarrhichthys ocellatus (wolf-eel), 4027 nucleotides long. RefSeq names its product cyclin dependent kinase 5 (gene cdk5). The transcript is spliced from 12 exons. Gene Ontology annotation, molecular function: cyclin-dependent protein serine/threonine kinase activity; ATP binding. Gene Ontology annotation, biological process: axonogenesis; protein phosphorylation; neuron apoptotic process. The record is from RefSeq and is a predicted model, not a curated record. Gene Ontology annotation, cellular component: cytoplasm; nucleus. Lineage: Eukaryota; Metazoa; Chordata; Actinopteri; Perciformes; Anarhichadidae. The coding region runs from base 166 to 1044 and encodes 292 amino acids.
AUGACCAACAAACAACACAAGCUUGGCUGCAGACCGACCCAGGAUCAGCAAAUAGCAGAUAGCUUGAAGCUAACGCUAGCUAUCAUAACAUUAUUAACCCCAAUCUGGGGAUUUAAUCAGUCAUUGGUUUGCUAGCUUGUCCAAGGCUGGCUUCACUGGCCAACCAUGCAGAAAUACGAAAAGCUUGAAAAAAUUGGAGAGGGAACUUACGGGACAGUUUUCAAGGCUAAAAACAGAGAAACCCACGAAAUUGUGGCUUUGAAACGUGUCCGGUUGGACGACGACGACGAGGGGGUGCCAAGUUCUGCUCUGAGAGAAAUCUGCCUUCUGAAGGAACUAAAGCAUAAAAACAUUGUCAGACUACAUGAUGUUUUGCACAGUGACAAGAAGUUAACCUUGGUGUUUGAAUAUUGUGAUCAGGAUUUGAAGAAGUAUUUCGACAGCUGCAAUGGGGAUCUAGAUCCUGAAACUGUGAAGUCGUUCAUGUACCAGCUGUUGAAAGGCCUCGCUUUCUGUCACAGUCGAAACGUUCUUCAUAGAGAUCUGAAGCCGCAGAAUCUGCUCAUCAACAGAAAUGGGGAGUUGAAGCUGGCUGACUUUGGGUUGGCUCGCGCCUUUGGCAUUCCUGUGAGGUGUUACUCAGCAGAGGUGGUGACUUUGUGGUACCGGCCUCCUGAUGUGCUAUUUGGUGCUAAGCUUUACUCUACCUCUAUUGAUAUGUGGUCUGCUGGAUGCAUAUUUGCAGAGCUGGCUAACGCUGGAAGGCCUUUAUUCCCCGGGAACGACGUGGACGACCAGUUGAAACGAAUCUUCAGAUUGUUGGGUACACCAACCGAGGAACAGUGGCAGUCAAUGACGAAACUCCCCGAUUACAAGCCAUAUCCCAUGUAUCCCGCCACCACCUCGCUGGUGAAUGUGGUUCCCAAACUAAGUAGCACAGGACGGGAUCUACUCCAGAACCUGUUAAAGUGUAAUCCUGUCCAGAGGAUCUCUGCAGAAGAGGCCUUGCAGCACCCGUACUUUGCUGACUUCUGCCCACCCUAAAUGCUAAACGGCCCCUCGCUGAACCUCAGCUGCCAGAAUCAAUCUUCCUCCUCCUCCUCUCGGUUGGGUCAUUAGGACCGGUCUCAACAAGGCAAAUCCCUCAGUGUUGUUUUUUCAAACACUCCCCUGCAUCUCAUUCUGUUGUGCCUCCAUGUGGAACAAAGUCCUGUUGCCUCUGCAACGUCUUAGUUUGUUUUUAAGCUGCGAGCCUGUUUGAUUUGGUUCUUAAUACAUCUCCCAGGUAAUUAGCACUAUGUGUUGCAUUAAAUACAUCUCAUACCUGUGGAAACAGUUGUCAACAAGACGCCCCAUUAAUUGCUCCCGUUAACAUAAACACAAAUUAUAAAAACUUUUUUUUGAUGAGGAUCAUUUAAAUAUAGUUAUUAAAUAGAGAUAUGUGUGGGCAGACUGUAUAAUGGUUACACUGUUUCUCACUGAUCUAAAACAUAUCUUCGGCAUUAAUGUACCACAGUUUGUUCUUUAUUAGCCACAAUAUACGCUGGUGCUGGUGCUGGUGCUGGUACUAGUGCUGGUACUGGUGCUGAUACUGGUGCUGGUGCAUCUGUCGUGUAAUAAGUUAGCUAGAGACCACAGAUUCCUGGGGCAGCUAAUGUCGCUAUUUCAAAGCUAAAUUCAAUUAAUUUGAACAUUUUAAAGGCUUAAAUCAAUUACAUUUUUAGGAUUAUAUGAUUUUUUGUAUCACUUUAUAAUACAAGUCUGUGAUUUCAAAAUGACUUUCUGGAUAAAACUAGCACUGUACAAAUGUCUUUCUUUGACAGACUUACUCCAUUUAAGCUUAAGUACAUAUUGAUAAAUGAUUCACCUACUAUUGGAAACUAUGUUUCUGUACAGAAACUAAACAUUUAGCAUGUUCAGUUAGUCUGCUUUGACUAAAAAACAUUAAGAUUAGUAAUUGGAAGUGAAUAAUGUUUUCCCAGUUAUUAGUACCAAAUUACAUACUUAUUUCCAGGAGAUUAUUAGCUAAUUACAGACCUGUAAAUUACACUGUUGUCAUUUCACUUCAGUUCUGAUGUUUCACUCGCCAACAAUACAACUCUUUGUCCCGCUUCCUUUUACAAGAUUGUAUAAUGGCACGAGAAGCUAAGUUAUGAUUUCCUUUUUUCUCAGGCUUUUUCAUUUUCCCUUUUGUAUUUGUCUUUUGUGCACUUUGUAACUUUUAUUUGAAUAUGUUUAGUAUGCGAAUAUUAAAUGUGGUGAACACUGACAGCUGGAUUAUAGCCGGUUAUCAAUAUACAUUCAUAUAUAUAUGUUAAUGACUAGUGGGCCAUUAGUGACACGUUACUCUGUUUUUUUAACAUCAUUUGUAUCAUAAUUACAGUCUUUUAGCUUUAUUGAAAUGCUUUUGUAAUUGUUAAAUUAGAGACGAAAGAAUCCCGGUAAUCCAUUGAUAAUCUGUGUUUUCUUAUGAUUGUUUUUGCACCAUUAGCUGUUUCCAUCCUGGUUACUUAUGAUAUUAACAUUAAGAGCUUGCAGUGUUAUUUUACUCCAGAUUGUUACGAGCGCUACACAUUACAUAAUGGAGUUGUGUUUAAUAGGGAAAGGAUUUAUUUUCAUUUUGCUGAUGAUGUAACCGAGAUAAUGGAUGCAUGUAUUUAUUAAUGAUGGAAUGUCUGCCCAUUUGUUUUUGCAUUUGUUUAAAGGUAGCACCGCUUCAUUUGGUACAGAAACUCUCCUCGUGAAUGAUUUCAUGUGACUCAAAGCAUUUAGUCGGCUCAGGAUUUCAAAUGUUUUGUGUGUGUGUGUGGAUUAAGUUAUGAUGAUAAAAACAAGGCAUUUGCUCUCAGUACUUCCUUAUCUCCUGAUGACAGGACAUUUCAGACACACUGCUUUAUUUUGAAUGAAGAAUGGAUUCUGCACUCCGCAAGUAUCUUUUGGUUGGUCGGUCUUUUUGUGUAUAUUUCAGCCAAUAAGAUUCAGUAUUAAGUAGAGUGGACAUAAACACGCGUUUGCUUUUUGGGAAUAAUUUUGUUGUAAAUAGUAAAAGAAAAACAAGAAUCCAAUAGACUGGAUCUCAAAUGCUUCUUGGUGUAAUUUUGUGAGCUUUACUGAACACCAGGCUUUCUUUAAAGCCCUUAAAAAGUUGCUUUCAAAUACAAUUUUUUUUUGCAAUAACUUAAAAAAAUGUGUCUAAACAAUAAAAGUUAAGGUUUGUGCUGCUUCAUCAGGAUUAUAGAGUGCUGAAGGAAUGACUACUAAAAACUGAACAUGAGUCAGCAUUUCCUCAAAUAAGGUCUGGUUUAAUACAUUUUAAUGUGUUAUAAAACAUUAAUACAUCAGUAGAUACCCUUAUUGUGAAUGUUGAUACAUUUAAGUGUCUUUAAAGAAGGUGGUUGCUGAGAAGCGGAUAAAUGAGACUACAAAACGACGUUUUGUGAGUAAAGUGACAGUUUGACUUGAGACUGACUACGUUACGCAUAGUUAAGUGUGUAUUAACUAUUUAAUGUACAGUUCAGAGUUAAAAUCACAUAUCUACAGUAAAAUGCACAUAAAGCACGUAGAGCCAGAUGAAGCAAGUUCAGUUCCCCAGAUGUUGGUGCGCAUGAAAGUCUUGAUGUUACCUGUGAGAACCAGUCUUGAAGGCACAGUUUAGUUUUUACUUCAAGCCAUAUUGUGUUCAUAUAAUCCGUAGAUACUGAUGGAAAGAUAAAGACGUUUUUCCACAUCUGCAGAACAUCUUUCUUUUUGAGUAUAUUGCACGAUCCCAAGCCCGGUUUGAGGAGGAUGUGGAGAACGUCCUUUUGAUUCAUCUGGCUCCAGAAAUACAUUUUUGGACCAUACAAAGUGAAUAGCAUGGCUAAGAUUACAUUAAGAGACCAGAGAUAAUAGGAAUACAUAAUGGUCAUGCAAGGAAGAAAAUGGGUGAUAGUCAAAAUAGUUCAAAUGUAGGCGUCGGGUGACAGAAAUAUAUAGAGUACGGUUUUCUACUAGGCCAUAACUAUGCGCUAAAUAUCAGAACUACUUA